Molecule: messenger RNA, 3924 nt
Organism: Plasmodium fragile
Lineage: Eukaryota; Apicomplexa; Aconoidasida; Haemosporida; Plasmodiidae
Exons: 1
Coding region: 1-3924 (1307 amino acids)
Source: RefSeq, a predicted model, not a curated record
AUGAGGAGAAGGGGCAAGAAUGCCAAAAAGGGGGACCCCAAAAUUGCUUCGCUUGGCACUGCUCACGCCGACAACCCACGUGCCAAUAUUCCCGGAGUCAACUUCACCCGCAUAAAGAGCUCCUACUUGGAAGGGGCGCUAAAACUAACAAACGCAGAAAGCGUGAAACAAAAAUUAAAGCGCAAAAAUGAUGAACUGAAGGGAAUGGUCAGAGGGGGGGACAUGCCCGUGGUGCCCUGUCUGGACAGGGUACUGUCAGUACAAACCAUCCCAAGCGACCAUGAUGGAAGGGGACAGGACACUACGGAGUUGAAACAUUUUGAGGAAUUCGAAAUUGUUCUAAGGGGAGUAAUGAAAGACCAGGAGGGGUUGGUUAGCAGAGAAGCUGAAGGACAAAUAUCCUCCUCUGUGGUGGAAAACUCAGCACUAUCGAAUGAAGUACCGUUCAUAUGCGAUAAGGUGACAAGCGAGAAGGACAACGAAGAGGGAGAACAAAUAGGGGAAAGCCAAGUGGGCGAAAAAAUAAAGGAAGACGAAAUGGGCAAACAAAUAGAUGAAGACGAUAAAGGGAACGUGUCCAACCUUUUUAACAAAACGAAGGAGGCAUACAAAUCGUUGAACCUCGACAAGCUGUUUCUGGUGAACAGUUUUAAUAACUCUUUCCUGGAUGAAGUCGUGGACAAGAGGAAGGAAAGCGAGGUGUGCGAACAUGAACGCAGCAGAAAGGAGAACAAACUUAGCUUAGUGAAGACUAUCGAAAGGAAGUUGAAAGGCCAAAAUUCCUUCGUCAUGGAAAAUAUAUAUAACGCCUUUAGAGGCACCAUAAACGAUUUUAUAGACGUGUACCUUCAGGGGGAGCAAGAAGAUGAUGAAGAAGUAGAAGAGAUGAGCGAAGGAAGAAGCAACAGGACUGUGGUGAGGAAGGAUACGACCAGUCGCAGCGUCGAUCCUUUUCGACAUGGAGACAGAGUUAACCUGAGGGAUGAACAUGAUUUGAAAAAAAUGUAUCACAUGGACAGUGAUAUCUUCCUUUCUGGGGGAGAAAAAGACAAAAUUAAAGUUGGUCAAAGUGGGUAUGCGACGAAAAGGGAAGAGGACACAAAUAUAAAAAACUACUUGAGCCAGUUUGGGGGAACAAAAUCGGGUGAGAACAGCAAUUCGCAUGACGGCACCAAGUGUUGCAAAAUCAAAAUGGGUGGGGGAAACCUAUUUGGGGAAAGGAAUGUGGUGGCGAGCGCUAUGGCCUAUCUCAUGGGGGACACAUUCAAACAGAAGAGCAAUGCUCUACACACAGACAUGAACAAACACAAGCAAGUGGAAGAGGCAUACAGUGCAUACUACCCUGAGGUGAAGACAUUUGAAUAUUCAAGUAUUAUGUCUGAUUAUUUGUAUAACAGGAAAGGGUUGCCGAAGGGAGGAGGAAGAAGAAGAAGCAAGCAUGAUGGCCACAACCUUUCCAGUGAUCAUAAGUGCCCAAAUAGGGAUGACCAAAUGAGCAACGUGUUGGACACACAGGUGAAUGACACAAGCGUAUUUGACAUUUCCCCCAUGACACACAAAUACAAGUACGCAUCGAACAUCAUACUAACGAUUAACAAAAUAAAAAAUAUCGAGCGUGUGAUAGAAAUUAAUUUGAAUAUUAAAGACGUGGAAUUGAAAGUUCCAGGUAUGCGUAUUGAAAAUGUGAUCAUGCCAUAUAAAUAUGGUAGUGAUUUGUUAACCAUAAAAAUAAAAACUUUGAGUGAAGGAAAUGGGGGCGUGGCGACAGGUCAUAAGGUUAUGUGUAGAGGGGAUGGGAUAGAUGGCUACCAAAGUAGGGAACACAAAAUGAAAGGACAAGACACAAAUGAAAAAAAUAUUACCAUAAAAUCGUACUUUGUUUUUAUCCCACUGAACCUCAUUAAGGAUGGAGUUGUAAAUAAAAGACUCAUCUUAAUCAGCUCAAAAAGGAAUGAAGAAUUUGAAAAGGAAGGAUUACUGCCUGAUACUCUUUACAUGAUAGAAUCUCAGAAGCUAAAUUGUGAAAAGGAAAAACAUAUGUACAUUUCAAUCAAAAUUUGCAAAAAUGGAAUUCAUUUUUUCCCUUGUGUGAAUCCCCAUCAGGGGCACACUCUUCAUACAAAUUACACAACGAAUGGAGGCCUCAACAGGAAGCCAUUCGAACCUGUAUACGUAUGUUUAUAUAACGAUGAAGUGGAUAGAGCUAUUGGGAAUAUAUUGAAUGGAAGGGGGUUGGCAAACAAAGUAAGAAUAAACAAGUUAGCUGCAACAGGACAUUACAUGCUUAACAAUUUACCCUUUCAGUUUUAUUUUAAUAAUUCUAAUGUACUCCUUUGUACUCAUGGGGAUAUUAAGGAGGAGGCGGAAAAUGUAUUUAAUCGUAUUGGCAAAGAGUAUAUUCGCGUAGAAAGCUUCAUUGACCUUUUUCCAACACACAUAUUCCCCCCGUUGGAGGACGUCCUACAUUUGGACUUGAUUGAAAAGAAUGAAUUGUUACAAUUAAAAUUUGUUCUUCAUUUCUUAGCCAUCACUGAGAUUAUAUGUAUGCAUUUGUGUUCCCUCUUGAAUUUCCACGUGGAUAUACAACCUCUCUUUCGGGACCACGUGAAUGCAGUUAAAAUGGAUGAUGGAACGGGGCAGGAGAACCGCUUCACAUUCCUGUAUACCUCUUACGAAGAGGAUGCAGAACCCAAAGGCUAUUUUCUAAACUACACCAAGCCGUUCAUCUUCCGCUUCCAUUGCGAUGACAACGAUCUCUUCAUCAUGGACUACGCACGCAAACAGGCCAUAUUUUUACAUAACGUGAUAAAGAACCAUGGAGACAUAAAAACCAUUCCUAUGUCAUAUGAUAAAACGAAAAGUCUUUUUUUCACGAAAGACAGUAGGAAGAAGCAAUUUCAAAUUUAUUACAUGGACAUUUUGAGGAGGUACAACUUUGUACUUAACAGGGGAGACAACCUUUUCAGAAUUCCCAACACGAGGGACUACUCUACACCUAAAAUAAGUGCACCAGUGAAACGGCAAGGUGCUGCUAAUAACAAUGCAUCGGUUUGUACAAAUGGGGUGGAGGAAGAAAAAAAUGGAAGACACUUUGAUGAUACAAUAAUUGGCGCCUUACAAGGGAAACUCCUGCCAAAAAGUGAAAACGCAUAUAGGAGACAUGUUACCACGACGGGUCAGGCAAAAAUAGCUGAAGAGAGAAACUUCGUGGGGGGUAAUAUAACGUCAGGGGAGGAACAGAAAUUUCCCAUAAGAGAAGAACAAAUUACUCCCCACGAUAAAAUUACUAACGAGAAGACGUCAUUUUACAAUCUAAGAGAAUACAAGAAUUAUCAUUUCCACGAGAAAAAAGGUGGUCAAAUAGAAUAUAAAAAUGGUAACUCAUUUGAAGAUUUCGACCGAGGGAGGGAUAGGUAUGAAGAGAUAAGUACAAAUGGAUGGUAUAUGAAUGGGAAGGAGAAGGAAGAAUCCUCCGCUGGGGAACUACCUCAUCCACAGGAUGAUGAAAUUUCUUAUUAUAACAUGCAUAAGGAGGAUGUCCCGUUCAGCCUGGAAAGUGUCAAGUGGGAUUUUAAUGACGACCAUGUAUACCCAGGUCAGCAUCCUGUCUAUGCAGGUUGUUCAAAUGGAUACGGCCACAGGGAGGGUGUCACGCCCAAUGCGGAGGCCACACCUGGGGGAGGUGUAGGGGAGGACAGGCAAACGGUCUCCAUUGCGGACGUUAGCUACGGAAGAGGAUACAACGAAGGGUGCAGAGAAAAGUACGCCGAUCGGUGUGCCUUGACACGUGAUGCGCGCCUAUCGGGCACUACGGACCAGGACUGGGUCGCUUCAAAGCUCUCCACAUGUAAAGUGUACACCGAUCACACGGACCACGCACCCAAGCAUUGCAAGCUGGUUAGGCGAAGUGAUAAUGAGGCGUAG